GUUUUCGCCUCCAUUCAUACUCUAAUCGCUCGAUUAUAUCGUAAUAGCACGGCACGAUAACAAACGGGGCCCGGUACCUUGACCUCGCUGUGUAUUACACACGAAUCGUUCCAGCAGCGAUACCGCUACAAAAUGAGAAAUUCUGCAGCAGUCACUUUUCGAGGUUAAAAGAUUAAGGCACGGAUUUACUUGACUUUUUAGGCUUCCAGUGUAACAACUUUUCUUCCAGUGGAAAACUUAUCGAAAGUGUGAAAACCGCGAGUGAGGUUUUCCCGCUUGAAGGUUCACGGAAACCUCGUGAGUGUAUUUUUAGAAUUUUGAUCGAUAUUUAGGCAGAUAUGAGCUAGAACCUUCGGUAAGAUUUUAUUCGGAUAAGAGACGUACUCGCAAAAUGGGUGAUCAAGGAGAUAAUCUUUAUCUUGGUUUGGAUCUUAGCACACAACAGCUGAAAGCUGCUGUAAUUAACGAAAAACUAGAAAUUGUAGCAGAACAGAUCGUAAUUUAUGACUCUGACUUACCAGAAUUUCGCACCCAAGGAGGCGCGCUUAUAGAUAAAAUUAACAAUGCCUACAUCACCUCUCCCACUUUAAUGUGGGUAAAGGCCCUUGAUAUAGUGCUAGACAAGCUAACAGUAGCCGGAAUUAAUUUUUCGAAAAUAGCAGCAGUCUCUGGAAGCGGCCAGCAACAUGGUUCAGUUUAUUGGCAAAGGGGAGCUAGUCAAACGUUAGCAACUUUAAAUCCUGGUGAAUUCCUUCAUCAACAGUUAGCCCAUUCUUUUGCUGUAGCUAACAGUCCGAUAUGGAUGGAUUCAAGUACGACCAAACAGUGCCAGUUACUUGAACAAGCUGUAGGGGGACCAAUGAAAUUAGCGGAAAUUACAGGUUCUCGAGCUUAUGAAAGAUUCACAGGAUCUCAAAUAUGUAAAAUAAAUCAAACAAGACCAGAUGCUUAUAAAAAUUCAGAGCGAAUAUCUCUCGUUAGCAGUUUCUUGUGUUCUCUCUUCGCUGGAAAAAUUGCUCCAAUAGAUAUAUCCGACGGAUCGGGAAUGAACCUUAUGAACAUCAAAACGAAAAAAUGGGACGAAACGUUGCUUGAAGUAUGCGGAUCAAAUUUAGCCGAAAAGUUAGGAGAUCCUGUACCAUCAACAACAAUUGUGGGAGAUAUAUCGCCCUAUUAUGUGGACAGAUACAACUUUAAUCCCAACUGUAAAACAAUUGCUUGUACUGGUGAUAAUCCUGCUUCUCUUAUAGGUAUGAGGCUUAGCGAGAACUGGAUAGCUGUAAGUUUAGGAACCAGUGAUACAGUCUUCCUUUGGCUAUCAGAGCCCAAAGUAGUUCUGGAUGGUCAUGUACUUUGUAAUCCCAUAGAUGAAAAUGCGUACAUGGCCCUAUUAUGUUUUAAAAAUGGUUCUUUUACGAGAGAAAGGAUCCGGGACCAAUGCGCAGAAGGCUCAUGGGAUGUUUUCAAUCAAUUAUUAGAAAGCACGCCUAGAGGAAAUUUCGGAAAUAUAGGACUUUAUUACGAUAAUCAAGAAAUCAUUCCAUUUUUACAUGGCGAUUACCGAUUCAGUAAGGGUGGUCGUGUUACCAAGUUUAAUAGUUUAGAAGUCGAAGUGAGAGCUGUUAUUGAGGGGCAGUGUAUUAGAAAUAGGGCUUAUUCCGAAGAUUUUGGACUUAAAAUAGAUAAAAAUACGAAGAUUCUAGCUACAGGUGGUGCUUCCAAUAAUAAAGCAAUUCUUCAAGUGUUGUCUGAUGUAUUUAAUGCCCCAGUGUAUGUACAACAUGCUGCAAAUUCCGCUAUGUUGGGUGCAGCAUACCAAGCUAAACACGGUUUGUUUUUCGGUCAAAAAUCAUAUCAUGAUGUCAUGUCUCCAUUACCCGAACCAGAACUGGCCUGCACACCUUAUCAAGACGCAGAAUCAAUUUAUAUACCAAUGGUACAUAGAUAUAGAGCCAUUGUAAAAGAACUCACGGCACAAUAAUCAAACAAAUAAAAUAUUAAAC
Messenger RNA from Diabrotica balteata, 2003 nucleotides. NCBI's taxonomy places the organism in Eukaryota, Metazoa, Arthropoda, Insecta, Coleoptera, Chrysomelidae. The record is from the annotation of a GenBank genome assembly.